Molecule: messenger RNA, 1276 nt
Organism: Papilio machaon (common yellow swallowtail)
Lineage: Eukaryota; Metazoa; Arthropoda; Insecta; Lepidoptera; Papilionidae
Product: alpha-2-macroglobulin receptor-associated protein
Exons: 7
Coding region: 78-1157 (359 amino acids)
Biological process (GO): regulation of receptor-mediated endocytosis
Cellular component (GO): endomembrane system; endoplasmic reticulum
Molecular function (GO): low-density lipoprotein particle receptor binding; receptor antagonist activity; heparin binding
Source: RefSeq, a predicted model, not a curated record
UUAUUUUUGUAGUGAAUUACGUAGUAGAAUUUUAAAAUAUAAAGGUUUUUGAUUUGGUUUUAAAUAUCUACUUCACAAUGAAACUAAAAAUGUUACUCUUUUUUACUCUGCUGGUCUUAAUUUCUAAUGUUUUAUGUGAAAAUAAAUACAGCAAGUCGGCUAAUGAGAAAAAGAAAAGUGAUGUAGACUUCAGGACUUUACAAAAGCCAUUUAGAAUGAAUAAACUGAACAUUUUAUGGACAAAAGCUCAACUGCGUCUAACAGAGCCAAAACUAAAGUCACUCUACAGUGAUUUAAUGAUUCAAGAUAAAGAAGAGAUCACAUAUAAGAGAGUUAAGAGUGAGGGCGGUGACAAAGAAGGCCUAAAGGAAGCGGAGUUACGGCGCAAACUCACUAAUAUCAUGAAUGUCUACGGACUGAGAGAACAUUUCGAUGACAAGCAUGUCGGAAGACAGAAAAUGGAUCUGGAGCACAAUUCAGCAAUGGAUGAGUACAUAAACCGUAGUCUAUUCAAAGACAAGAAGCUAAACAUGCUGUGGUCGAAAGCAGAGGCGUCAGGAUUCACACCAGAGGAGCUGGCGGCGUUGCGCGAAGAGUUCACGCACCACCAGGAGAAAAUCGACCAGUACUAUGACUUGCUCGGUAAUGUGGAGACCGAGGGACAUGAAGGUUUUAAAAAUGCCAUAAAUGAUGAAGAAAUGGUAAAUUUUAAUGAAGUGAAUUUGGAAACGAAUGAAGUAUUGAACAAGGAUUUUGUGGACAAGGCGAACUUGCUGCGAGAGAAGCACCGCGGCCUGCGCGACGGCUACGACCGUUUGCAGCGUAUCGCCGCUAGAGGUCCCAACAACAAGGAGUUCGUGGAGCCGAAGGUGCAGGGUUUGUGGCGCAUGGCCGCCGCCGCCAACUUCACUGUUGACGAGCUCGCUUCUAUAAAGGUGGAGCUGCAGCAUUACGAGUCGCGACUGCUGAAGCUGCGCCAUCUGCAGGCAGACCACGUAAGCAAUCUAGAGAAACAUCACUCAAAGGUGGCGGCGAGUGGUGACAAGAUGGACAUGUUCGCGGAGCAGCAGCAGCAGAUCAAGAAGCAUUCCAGAAAAGUGGAGAAGAUGCACGACGACCUCCACAAGAGGAUCUCACAGCGGCACACAGAGUUGUAGGCUUACAUACAACAUUAUAAGUUAAAGUAGGAAUUGUUUUAUUUACUUUCUAAGUGUACCCAGUGAUUUCCAAAGGCAUUUAUUUUUUAUAAAUUAUGUAAACUUUAGGAAUUAAUAAA